UUUAUUAAUCAUAAAAUGGAGAGUCUACACCAAGAUAGCAAAGCAGAUACAGAGCUGAUUAAAAACAAAGAGGAGUCUAUUAUGAGAGAAGAAAAAAUGAUUGAUUAUUUGUCAUGUGCUGCUCUACAACUCAAUAUCCAUUCAUUAGACUUCUUCACCAAAAUACCAGAUCUGGGCUCUAUUCCUGAUAGAGAUAAUACACUGAUUCUAGUUCAGAUAUGGGAGGAUAUUACUGAAGAAGAAUAUAGCAUUUAUCUCGAUGAAUUUGAUGAGGCAACAAUGUUUAAAAAGUUGGCACCCCUUCCUUAUUUUGAUGGAGAUGGAGUGAAUUUAUUCAGAUGUGGCCAAAAGCAAGAGUUUUGGAAAUACCUAUGCCAGUCUUUUCCUAAGAAGCUUAAUGGUUUGUGGGUGUUUUCUAUAAAGAAAGAACAAAGUCCGCUUGCUAAAUAUUUCAAUAGCAUUAUCAGGAUUAGCCAUACAGUUUCUAAAGAAGUUAGAUUCUCCGAGAUUCAAAUCAGCCAAUUCCAAUUAAAAAGGCUUAUAGUUUCUUUUAAACAUGUGAAAGUAUUUGCACUGAGUGAUUGUAACUUAUCCCUCUCUAUGGUUCCUGAUUUCUCUCAUGCUUUGAAGCACACCAAAAUUAGGAAACUAGAAUUGCUAUAUUAUCAGACUGAUGAAAAUUGGAAAACUGCUCCUGAAGUAUGUAUGAAGCUGCUACAAGGGUUAGCUACUUCUCAAGAUUUUCUGAGCAGCCUCAGAAAGUUGUCGAUCCAAAAGUGCGGGGUUACAAGAGAGGAAGUAGAACACUUUUUAAAGCAGAACAAGCUUGAUAUAGUAAAACUAUGGCAUUUUUAAUAACUCC
Molecule: messenger RNA, 862 nt
Organism: Moneuplotes crassus
Lineage: Eukaryota; Ciliophora; Spirotrichea; Euplotida; Euplotidae
Source: the annotation of a GenBank genome assembly